Molecule: messenger RNA, 755 nt
Organism: Eleginops maclovinus (Patagonian blennie)
Lineage: Eukaryota; Metazoa; Chordata; Actinopteri; Perciformes; Eleginopidae
Product: visinin-like protein 1
Exons: 4
Coding region: 142-717 (191 amino acids)
Molecular function (GO): calcium ion binding
Source: RefSeq, a predicted model, not a curated record
AGAGAGGUGAGUUAACGCGAAGGUUAUUCUACAUGAGGGAGGAAGUGCUCUGGACCAAAACACAGCUGCAAAACAACCGAGAGGCUUUUAUUCUGUAGCAGAUUAUUCUUCUUCCAAUCAUCACAGGAGAGGUGAAGCAUCAUGGGGAAACACAACAGUAAGCUGGCCCCGGAGGUUCUGGAUGACCUGACUAAGAACACUGAGUUCAACGAGGCCGAGCUGAAGCAGUGGUACAAAGGCUUCCUCAAAGACUGUCCCUCCGGCAUCCUCAACCUGGAGGAGUUUCAGCAGCUCUACGUUAAGUUUUUCCCAUAUGGUGACGCUUCAAAGUUUGCCCAGCAUGCGUUUCGGACGUUUGACAAGAACGGCGAUGGGACCAUCGACUUCAGAGAGUUCAUCUGCGCCCUGUCCAUCACCUCCAGGGGAAGCUUUGAGCAGAAACUCAACUGGGCCUUCAACAUGUACGAUCUGGACGGAGAUGGGAAGAUCACUCGCGUGGAGAUGCUGGAGAUCAUCGAGGCCAUCUACAAGAUGGUCGGCACUGUGAUCAUGAUGCGUAUGAAUGAGGACGGCCUGACCCCGCAGCAGCGCGUGGACAAGAUCUUCUCCAAGAUGGACAAGGACCACAACGAUGAGAUCAGCCUGGACGAGUUCAAAGAGGCGGCCAAGUCUGACCCCUCCAUCGUCCUACUGCUGCAGUGUGACAUGCAGAAGUAGAGUGAGGCAUGGGUGGGAGACAAAGGGAGGGAGGGAGG